AGAACGCAUGAAAGUCUUCUAAAUCCAGAGCUGUUGAAGCGUCACAAAUCGUUCCAUAUUUCCAUUAAUCACUCCAAAAAGCAUCGCAUAUGAACAUAUUUGGGUUUUACAAUCUAUAUUGUCCAACUUCGGAGUAAUUUAUCUUUGGAUUUCUUGGCUGCGUGUUUUUAAAUCGUGAAAUACUUACGUCGUCAUGUCCAACUUUGCUCAACCCUCAAAUCGUCACAGUGCCACUCACUUCAAAACUCCAAUGAAGUUCGAUCCUUCAUCUUCAGCUAAGCCUUCUCCUUCUAGAGAUGAGAUUUGGAAGCAAGAACUAGGAUUCGAUGAGAGUUCUGAAGGUGAUGACUCCAACACUGAGGAUGAGCCAGAGGCCGACCAGAUCAACUCGAAUAAAGCAUCUUCUAUAGAGGUACAUGCUCUACAAACAGAGCUAAAACAAAAAGAAAAACAGAGGGAAGAACUCUUAAUAAAGCUUAAGGCACUUUCAGAAAAGACCACAAACUAUAAAUCCAAGCUCCAAAAAGCAGAGCAAAGCAAGAAGUCCCAGAUAAAGAUAAUGAAGAAGACACAGGAAUCCCAAAUCCAAAUGAAAGCAGAGCUCAUACACAAUCUUGAAGAACUUAUAGAGGAACAAGAAACCAAGAUUUUAGAACUUGAAUCUAGAAUCAAAGGAGGUAAUAUUGGAAGCCCCCAAAUUAGUGGAAAAGCUUCCAGUAUUAAGAAGCUGGUGGACUCGAUCAAUGACUUGCACACUGAAAAAAGUCGCAUUUAUGAGACAUGGCUCUCGACACAGUCUGAGCUGGAGACAGUGAGACAAGAACAUAAAGAAGCUAUGGAAAAAAUGAAAUGGGAAUUGUCAGAUAUGGAUAAUAUGAAUAGAAAAAUUCAGGUUGAGAAUCUGAAAUUACAGCAAGCUGGAAAUGUUAUAACAGAGAAUAAUAACCAAUCCAAGCAUCUACAACUCCAAGAAGAAAAUGAUCUGUUAAAGACUAAAAUCAGAAAUCUUGAACAAGACAUCAGCACUCUUGAAGAAUCAGCAAAGGAAUCCAAGAAAAAGCAUGACAUAGAACUAAUGGAAGUGAGAAAAAAGCUGAGGGACACUGAGACAAAGUAUACUAAUCUGGCCAGCACACCACCAAAGGUGAGAAUGGUAUCUGUAGUGUCAGAAGAAACCAAAAGACAACUUGACGAGAUGAUCAAACAAAACAAAGACCUGGAGUCACUAUUAGGAACAACACGAUCAGAUCUGAGUAGCAAGAAUGCAGCAUUACAGUCAGAGAUUAAGGCUCUCAGGAUUUCAAACAACGAUGCGACUGUAAGAGAAAAGAAGGCUUUGUCUGAAUGCCAAAGUUUACGGGAUUCCCUCAAGGAGUCACGCAAUCUUGAAGGAUCACUGCGGGAGAAAGAUGGAGUGAUUAAAUCCUUGGAGAGUGAGAUUUACAAACUGAAAGGAGAGAUGGAAAGACUACACAAACAAGCAGAACGCGACAAGCAAAAACGUGAAUAUGAAACCAAACGAAAGCUAGAGGAAGAGAGACAAAGCUCCGAAAAGUCCAGCAGAUUAAUGAAAGCCAAGUUAGAUAACACUGUACUACAGGUCAAGUUACUAUCAACUGUUAUCAAACAAAUAAAGAGACAGUAUAAGGACCUGAAAAUAGAGACCCUGAAGAUGGCAACAGCCAUAAAACCUGCUAUCAAGGACGUUCAACGACAGAUACUCAAUAGAAUAGAGAAUAUAGACGGACGAAACAAAGACCUUGUCCAAAAAUACAAGAAAGAAAUGGCGUUACGAAAGAAAUACCACAACGAACUAGUGGACUUGAAGGGAAACAUACGAGUGUACUGCCGUGUUCGGCCGGUCAUCCGGGAAGACGGUGGUGGGAAAAUGGCGGAGAAAGUGGUGUCGUUUGACGAGGAUGAUGACGGGUUACUAAAUGUUUGGUCUAAAGGAUCCAACAGACCGUUCGAGAUGGACCAAGUGUUUAAGCCUGAUUCAACACAGGAAGAAGUGUUUAACGAAGUCAAGCCUUUAGUUAUAUCAUGUAUCGAUGGUUAUAAUGUGUGUAUCUUUGCCUAUGGGCAGACAGGGAGUGGCAAGACAUUCACGAUGGAGGGUAUCCCCGAUAACCCCGGCAUAAAUCAAAGGGCCCUACAGCUACUGUUCGAGGAGACGUCAGAUCGGCAAGGGGAGUGGCAAUACUCUAUCAGUAUUAGCGUCAUGGAGAUUUACAAUGAAAUGCUGAGAGACUUGCUAAGUGAGGACACCUCGGCCAAGCUGGACAUCAAGCAGGGUAAAGAUGGGCUUUUCGUACCUGGGUUACAGGAGGUCAUGGUUUCGAAUCUUCAAGAGUUAAACGAGGUGUUUCAACUUGGCAAACAAAACAGAUCCACUGCCUUCACGGACAUGAACGAGCACUCGUCCCGAUCCCAUGCUCUGUUGUGUGUGACUAUAAUAGGAGUCAACAGAUCGACUGGUUCAAGAACCACAGGUAAACUGAACCUUGUGGACUUGGCCGGCAGUGAACGCAUCUCCAAGAGUGGAUCGGAAGGGGCUCGUAUGAAGGAGGCGCAGAAUAUUAAUAAGUCCCUUUCGUCCCUCGGAGAUGUUAUCCAUUCAUUGAAGAGCAAAAGCUCCCAUGUUCCAUACAGAAACUCCAAAUUGACUUAUCUCCUACAAGAAUCACUCGGUGGUGACUCAAAAACACUCAUGGUCGUUCAAGUCGCGCCUGUCGAAAAGAAUGUCGGAGAAACCGUGUGUAGCUUAACGUUCGCUCAACGAGUACGAACAGUUGAACUGGGGCAGGCUACCAGAAAAACUGAGACUGCUGCUGCUGUGCAGUUGAAAGACAGGCUCAGAGAGUACGAGGGAUCACCAUCCAGAAUGAAGACCUCUUCCCUACCAAGGCCAAGAAUACGAUAGGUCCUUCGUACGUUAUGUUUCUUAUUCCUUAAUCUAAAACGAGCAAAUAUAACAUGGGGUACUUGGAUACGAUUGGGCUAAUUCAUGACACAUAAAUUUGUAAAAAUUUAUAAUUGGUUUCUUUUUGUGACCAUCAAAUACUAUGGCGGCCAUGCAUUGUUAUUGCAUUCUUUGAUGAAUGACUGCAAACAACUUUUGAUUUUUUUGCAAGGGAAAAGCAAGGGGGGAGGGGAGGGGGAGUAUUAUAACUAAUUUAAUAUAAAUUAUAUUUAUUGUAACUAAUUAUAUAUCUAAAGGGAUAAUUUAAUUCGACUUUGUAUCAUCACAAUUGUACAUAACAAUGUUUUUUAUUGGAUUUUAUACAAAAUCACUGCCACAGAAUAAAUUUCACAAAUGAUCUUUAGAAUUUUUUUACUAAAUUUCUCUUUGACCGAGACAGUACAGUGCAAAAACUAACUUGCACUAUUGCCAAAAUUUGGAUUAAAAAUGAAGUCGAUUGGAAGCAUAUGGCCAAAAGCUAUGAGUUAUCAAAGUCAUGCACUGAUUGGUUCGUUGGUAAAUUUAUUGAUUGCGUUGAAAAUUGCUGAAAAAAUUGAACAAAAUUGUGUUUUUGAUCAUUGUUAGAGCGCAUGCAGUAAAACCAUGAAAUAAAAACAAAGUUGAUACUGACAAAUAGUAGUUAUUUAGUGACUAAUAGCUGCUGUCACCGAACCAGAACAUUCACUACGCAAAAGACAAAUACACAAGAGACUAUUUGUGUCUUGAGAGACUAUUUGUUGUAAAGAAUGUUCUAGUUGAGUGAUACGAACUAUCAGGCCCCGUCCACACGUAUCCGCAAAUUUUUGUAUCCGCAAAUUUUUUUUGCGGAUACGGGUUGCGUCCACACGUGUCCUCAAAUUUUUGUGACCGUAUCCGCAAAUUCUACGAAAACGGACACG
Actinia tenebrosa (Australian red waratah sea anemone) is the source of this 3861-nucleotide messenger RNA. RefSeq lists its product as uncharacterized. Gene Ontology annotation, biological process: microtubule-based movement. Gene Ontology annotation, molecular function: microtubule binding; ATP binding; microtubule motor activity. Gene Ontology annotation, cellular component: microtubule cytoskeleton. The record is from RefSeq and is a predicted model, not a curated record. NCBI's taxonomy places the organism in Eukaryota, Metazoa, Cnidaria, Anthozoa, Actiniaria, Actiniidae.